This is a messenger RNA of Fragaria vesca subsp. vesca, 594 nucleotides long. RefSeq lists its product as uncharacterized. The record is from RefSeq and is a predicted model, not a curated record. Lineage: Eukaryota; Viridiplantae; Streptophyta; Magnoliopsida; Rosales; Rosaceae. The coding region runs from base 1 to 594 and encodes 197 amino acids. The transcript has 2 exons.
AUGGUGGAUUUGAAAGCUAUCAAAGGGAAGAGUGAAGCGUCUCAAAUCUUGCGCUUCUACGGCAUUGAAGGUAGAGAUCUCUCAAAGGGUAAUGUUCCUUUGACUAAGACUAAGGAAACUAGAGGUAAAUUUGGUGUUGCUUUACAUGUUGCUAACUUUACUGGUGGUGACACUUGGAUAAUUGAUUCUGGGGCGUCAGAUCAUAUGACCUAUGAUAAAUCGUUCUUUGUGUCCAUGUCAUCUUCGUCUAUCUCUCAUGUCUCAAAUGCAAAUGGUGCAUCUUUUCCAGUUUUAGGUAUUGGGUCUGUUCAGGUUACACCAUCCAUUAUAUUGCAUGAUAAGGCUAUGCCACUUUAUUGUGAUAAUAAGGCUGCUAUUGAAAUUGCUCACAAUCCUGUUCAACAUGAUCGCACAAAGCACGUGGAGGUAGAUCGACAUUUCAUUAAAGAGAAGUUGGAUGGUCAGAUUAUUUUCUUUCCUUUUGUUCCUUCUGAAGAACAAUUAGCUGAUAUCCUUACGAAAGCUCUCUUAAGUAAAGCCUUUCAUGACUCUCUUGACAAGUUGGGCAUUGGUGAUUUGUAUGCGCCAACUUAA